This is a messenger RNA of Bufo gargarizans (Asiatic toad), 603 nucleotides long. RefSeq names its product phospholipase A2 inhibitor and Ly6/PLAUR domain-containing protein-like. Lineage: Eukaryota; Metazoa; Chordata; Amphibia; Anura; Bufonidae. The transcript has 5 exons. The coding region runs from base 1 to 603 and encodes 200 amino acids. The record is from RefSeq and is a predicted model, not a curated record.
AUGACACCCUCAGUCACCGCCAUCUUAUUCCUGACCGUCUGUGUCGCCUCAGGCUGGUCCUUGAAGUGUGUGCAGUGCACUGGUUUCAGUAACACCCCCUGCAUCGGCGGCUUACAGGACUGCCCCUCCGUUAGUGAUGCCUGCGGGACGACGGUGAUCCGCACCAGAGGAUACCGCUGGACGAGCUUUUACUACAUCCGCUCCUGUGUGAGUACCACCGAGUGCUUCAAUAACGCGAGUGUGACCGGUUUGUACGCGACCACAGCGUCCGGAACGACGUGCUGCUUCACUGACAACUGCACCACCUCCGUACCGACCCUACCAGUGGAAAAUUACACCUUAAAUGGGUUAAUGUGCCCGUCCUAUGUGGAAACAAUUAUGGAACCCUGUGAUAUAAAGAACGUGUCAUCCUGCAUUGGAGAUCAGAUACGUUGUGUCCGAUAUUCAGCGACUACAACAUUAGUACCCUGGCCAAAGGCUGGUGGCCCAGGGUCUGUGGCUCAGUCAUCCAGCUGGAUCCUUGGUCAACGAGCUGGUAACCCGGGGACUGUGGCUCUGCAUCCCCAUCUCAUCAUUUUCCUCAAGCAGAGUCUUUCUUACUAA